GCCACCGAGCAAGUCUGGCGAAGGAGAGUGCAUGAGCAGCUAUCGAUCGCCGGCCGGUCCUCCUCCGCGAGACGGCUGCGGUCAAGUCAGUCGCCGCCCGUGUCAGCAGAGGGGUGUCGCCCUCCUUCUGUUCGAGAAGAAAAGUGUUCCACUCCCCUCUGAGGCUUGCUCCUACUUCAUUCGUCGUGCAUGGUGUUGCGUCAUGGCGUCCACGGAGCGCCCGUCUGAGGAGCUCCUCAAGGAGUACCUCCAGCCGCUCGUCGACCUCAAGCCACCGGAGAAGGUCACCCUUGAGGAGUUCAUCGAGGCCAGCGACAAGUUCGUGGUGCCGUUCCCCGUGGAGACCGCUCGGGCGAAGGUGCUGCAGAAGAACGGGCACGAGAAGGAGGCGCUGGAGAAGUACAUCAACUCGGCCUACCCUGUGGUGCACGCGAGGCAGCUGCCCCUCCUGGCCGCCUUCCUGCACUACAAGAGGGCGCACGGCAGGAGGAAGGAGAAGGAGCUGUACGCGACUCUGGGCCUCGUGGGGCUGGUGGACCGGCUGCUGACGAAGCGGCCCGUGGUCUUCUUCACGCCCAACGACCAGUACGUCCUGCGCGAUGGCUCCGAGGGCUGCGACGGCUUCGAGGAGAUCGGCCACUCGCACGAGAGCCGCCGGCUGCCCCUGCGAGACUACAUGUCGUACGACGAGAUUAAGCUGGCGGCGCUGCUGAGCGUGUCGUCGUGGUCGCCGUUUAUCAACAACGGCAGCCGCCACAACCGCGGCGUGCGGGGCCAGGCCGGCGACCACGAGGCCGAGGGCGUGAUCGUGGGCAUGGUGGGCGCCCGCUUCGAGCGCGAGGGCGUCAUGGAGUGGCAGGACUGCGUGGUCACGCCGGAGCAGAACACGACGGAACGCGGCUACGGCGUGGACCCCCCGCAGAAGCGCUGGCUGGUGCGAGAGUGGGGCAGGCUGUGGGGCGUGGGGCCUCUGCCCACGUGGGAGCAGGCGCAGCAGGCGCAGCAGGACGCCGAGGAUGGCUUCGUGCCGCUGUCGAGCCGGAUGCUGCUCAACGCAAGGGUCUACAGCGCCCGGAUCCGCCUUUCGGCCGAGCUGCUUCUGGGGGAGGCGUCGAGCCGGGCGGCGGCGGCGGAGAGGAAGGCGUACGUGCACGUGGUGGGCCUGGGCCUCGGCGUGUGGCAGGUGUCGCCCCGGCAGGAGCAGCUGUUCGUGGACGCGUGGGGCGAGGCGCUGGCCGCCGUGGACACCGCGCACAUCGGCCACGUGGACUUCAGCUGGAUCAAGGCGUCCCAGUGCCACGGCGCCGGCGACGGCGACGAGUUCCCGGGCACGAAGGUGGUGGUGCACUUCUCGCAGAGGGCGCUGCACGAUCCCGUCCCCGCCGGCACGCUGCUGGUGGACAGCUUCGCCUGGGACGGCAACUCGCUGCCCGGAAACGAGUACUGGAAGGGCAAGCUGUCCGCGUCGGGCGACCCCGCCGCCGCCUGCUCGUCGGGCGUGGCGGAGCUGCACAACGCGCUCAUCAACCCGCGCGUGUGCGCCGAGAACCUGCACGUGGUGGUCGGCGGCCGCGUCGAGCACGUGGCCGAGUACGCGGCCAGGGUCGUGGGCGGUGCGUCCGCGUAGGCCGCCCGCUCACGCCCGCGGAGGAUAGCUUUAGUAGGAUUAGGGGAGGGACUCGUCUGGGAAGACGUUCUGCCAACGCUCUAAGAAAGCGGAAACACACACACACACACACGCACACACACACACACACACACACACACACACACACACACACACACACACACACACACACACACACACACACACACACACACACACAAACGUACACACACGGGAAAUACUCAAGCUUUACUUGUACUUACAAUGCUCUUCGUCCGAAGGCAAAAGAGAAUUAAAUAUUUUUAUUAUAUACUCUGUUUGUAUAAAAAAUAAAAAUAAGAAUAUGGUACUGAUUGUGGCCACAUACCAUGCCAUUCGCAUGGGGUUUGCAUGCAAUUUAUAACUCUGAAUCCACUACUAGUUAUGGAUAACCGAGUACUGUCACUGAGAGGACCGUGGCAGUGAGGACCUUGCAAAUGCCUUGUUAUUUCAUGCCCUCCAUCAAGGUGCUUCCGCUCAGUGGUCCUCUGUUGCACUGUGAUCAUUAGUAGUUCUAGUUUUUUGUUCGUUGUUUUUAAAAUCUUAUAAAAACAAGUUAGCUAUUUAGAUGUGUAGUUUAGGUCAAGUUAUUUUAUCAGAAUCAAAAUUUGAUCAAACAUUUGUUACAUUUGUUUAUAUGCCUGUUUUUUUUUUUUUCUCUCUUUUUUUUACACCGGGUGAAUUACAUUAUGAAUGCUA
Penaeus chinensis is the source of this 2344-nucleotide messenger RNA. RefSeq lists its product as uncharacterized. NCBI's taxonomy places the organism in Eukaryota, Metazoa, Arthropoda, Malacostraca, Decapoda, Penaeidae. The coding region runs from base 32 to 1627 and encodes 531 amino acids. The record is from RefSeq and is a predicted model, not a curated record. The transcript is spliced from 4 exons.